GUUUCCGUUGUUCAACAAGUCACAUGACCGUCGCCAUUACUAAAGGGAAAUGAUGUUUACAAGUUUUUCAUCUAUUUGCUUACUCUAGUGAAAAAGAAAAACAGAAAAACGUUUUUUCUUCAUAGGACAUGAUGAAAUUAGUUCGUGGAUUGCCUCCCGGUGACAUCUCUUGGUUGUAUGUGUUCAUCUUUUUCAACUCAUUAGCAUUCCUCAAUAUUGGAUUUGCCAGUGCAAAGAUAACUGUGGUUGAUCGGCACAAUGGUACUUCCCCAGCUGAAUUUCGUGACGAGGAUGCAGAGUUUGGUCCAACACUGUCCGAAAAAGGAAUUACGGGUCGUGUUGUGUACGUCAACCCACACAGUGCCUGCCAUCAAGUCGACCCACCUCCAGAUGGGGAUGAAAAUAUUCCUUGGAUUGCACUCAUAGCAAGAGGAGAUGACUGUGAUUUUUCAACAAAGGUUUAUAAUGUACAGAUACAAGGGUACGCUGUGGCUAUUGUAAGAAAUUACCCCGACCACGAUGAACUCGUGCCCAUGGGAUCAGGCUCCAAGGGUGACGAGGUGACCAUACCAUCAGUGUUUGUCGGCUAUUCUGACGGAAUGCAGUUGGCCACGGAAUACAACUACACAAAUGAGAAGGUACUGGUGAAUGUCGAUGGCAACACGGACACUCCUAACUACGCCCCCUACUUGUAUCCGUUCAUCAUCGUUGUUGGAACAUGCUUCUGUCUCAUGGUCAUCUUCAUGAUCGCCAGGUGGUGCAGGGACGUGCGAUCGCGCCGCUUGUCGAGGUUAUCCAAGAAACAUCUGAAGAAAAUUCCAGUCAAGAAAUUCAAGAAAGGAGAUUACUACGACGUGUGUGCAAUCUGUCUGGACGAGUACGAGGAAGGCGAUAAAAUGAGAGUUCUGCCGUGCGACCAUGCGUACCACGUGAAGUGUAUUGACCCAUGGUUGACGAAGAACAAGAAGACGUGUCCUGUGUGCAAGCGUCGAGUGAUUCCAGGCAAGGACCAUAGCUCCGACAGCGACGACUCGGAUGAGGACGGUGGAAGCUACCCCACGGAAGUGACACCCCUCCUGGGGGGAGGAGGACAGCCCUCCUCCAGCCGGGCAUCAACGUUCAAUACAGACUCAUCAGCCUUCGCUUCAUCGGGGUUGCCAGUGGCGGGUGUGGGUGAGGUGGCAGUGGUACAGCCAGGGAGGGCCCAGUCCCCCGAUGCCAGCUCGGUGGAUUCUGCCGAAGGGGCUGUAGGUGGCGCUGUCAGCCAGCAGACUGAAAUUGUCAUUGAGGAAGCGGUGAUAACAGAUGAAGGCGGAGAUUCCAAAGUAAACCUCGGCUUCUCGGACGACGGCGCAGUCGGCACCAGUCAGACGAAAGAGAUGAAUCAGGUCGUUUGAUUCCGAUCGAAUCGACUUGUUGUUUUAGGAUUGACUCUAAUUGGUUCCGAUUGAAUCAGUUUUGAUUCGUGUUGAAUCAAAAUAUUUGGAUUUGGAUUUUAGUGACGUGUUUGAUUUGGGUUGUAUCAAGUUGUCAGUAUGGAUUAUCGACUUGUUCAGUUCCACUUGAAUCAGGUUGCAUGGAUUGAAUCUAGUUAUGCCUAUGUUUCUAGACUCCGAUAGUCGGCAUCGUUUCCCGCCAUUCACAAAAGGCUAUGGGUUUUUUUUAUUCCCAAUUUUGGACUAAAAAAUUCUCAAUCCGAAUGUAAAUAAUUCCUUUUUUAUUACUAUGUGAAGAUAUAUUUUUUAAAACGAUACAGAACACUUGACUAAUGUUCCUUCCCUCACCCAUAACAUUUCAUAACGCAAAAUCGAUAUAUUACUUUGAAUAUAUUACAAGUAUAUAUAUAGUAUUACUCUUGAAAAUUGCUAUUUUUUUGUAAAAUGAUGCUAAAUUAUUCCCAAAGUUAAAGCCAUGGGUGUCGAGUCAACCCUGAAUGUGGUUUGAUUAUAAUUGAAUCGAGUGGUUUGAUUCUUAUUGAAUCAAGUGGUUUGAUUCUUAUUGAAUCCAGUGGUUAGAUUGAAUCAAGUGGUUUGAUUCCAAAUGAAUGAAAUUAUACAAGAAAGUGCCAUGUUCUUUUGUCUGUUGUUUUCUGUGCCUUCAGAACUGAUUUCUAGUUAAAUAUUUUAAAAAAAAAAUUGUAAUAAGUAUCAGUCCUCAAAUAACUCGGUUCCUUUUGUUUUCUCACCAUGUUUUGGCCAGUCUUGAUGGAGCAUCAUGUAUGAUGCAUGAAUCGGACAAGUUUUAGUUAUUAUCCACCAUCUAUUUUCAAGAUUACGUAGUGUUAUUCUAAAAAAGCUGUUUUGUGUGUGUGGAUGUGGGUGUGCAUAAUUUUAUGAAAAUGACAAUUAUGAUUUUAUGAAAAUAAAGUUCUGUGAACAUUUAAGAGUGAGUGAAUGUGUGAGAGGGAGGAGAGAUAGAGAGAGAGGGAUGGAGGGAGAAAGCGAGCAAAAGAGAGAAAAUUGUCAUGUAAAUUACACUGUUUUGUGUGAGAAAGAAAUGGUAUUUGUAUUCCACAUUAAUGCCGUUAUGCUGUGAAACCUGUAUUGUAUGCAUUUGUUACAUGCUGUUAAACCGAGAGGCUGUGAUUGGAAAUGUAUUGGGACUUUUUGUACAAAAAAAAUAUUAAUAGAUUGAGAAAUGUUUCUUAGUUGUAUCAAGAAAUAGAUUCAGUAUGCAAAAUACAAUUAAAUUUAAAAAAAAAAAAAAUGUUUGUGUUAUAGCUGCAAUUGUCAUGAAUUGUGCUAAGAAAUGGCAGCCCUAUACCAACCUACAUUUGUAUUUCUUUUUUAAUCACGUAAUUAAUAAUAAUUAAUAUAUGUAAUUAAUUGAUGUCAUUCUUAUUUAUUAGUAUUAAUGUGAAUUAUGAAGCAGACUAGUCGUUUAGAAACACCUAAAAUGUUAUGUCGGUGUUAAUCAUCUUUGUUGUUAGCAAAGUCAUGUAUGAAAAUUAAACUUAGGAAGUUUGUGUACGGUUUCGCAUUCAUGAGUGAAAAUGUUCCCUGUCACCCACAAAUACUGAGUGCAAACCAUUUUCAGAUGUCCCAACAAUUUGAACACAUUUGUCUAUUGGUAGUAGAUCUUGCAUACACUGUCAUGAUAGGAUAUUCCUCAAAAAAGGAAUAUAUUUGAAACAAAUUUCAGAUAAGUUGCACAACAGGUGUUUGCUGUGAUUUUUUAAAAACCAAUUUUUGGGGGGAUGGGUUGGGAGGUUGUAGAAGGGGGUGAGUGGUUCAGUACCCCUCAACAUUUUUAACUUACGGUUGCCACUUGUCUUGAUAAGAGAGAGAGAGGGUAUGCAGUCUUAAGUCUUAAUGAAUAAAGGCAGCAUAACUGCUACAUCUUAAUUCAUCAGGAAAAAUGCUUUUCAUUGUUGUCCUUCACACGAAACAAAAACAUUUCAACAUACGGUAGUUUCAUUUUGAUACCUUAUUACAAUUUGAUACAUCUAGCAGGCAUGUGAUUCUUCCGCUUUUUAGCGGAAUUCCACUUUAAAAAAAAAAAAAAAUUAUCGUAAAAUAAAUCCGUGAAAAGGUU
Molecule: messenger RNA, 3534 nt
Organism: Gigantopelta aegis
Lineage: Eukaryota; Metazoa; Mollusca; Gastropoda; Neomphalida; Peltospiridae
Product: E3 ubiquitin-protein ligase RNF13-like
Exons: 11
Coding region: 129-1397 (422 amino acids)
Biological process (GO): ubiquitin-dependent protein catabolic process; positive regulation of DNA-templated transcription; protein ubiquitination
Cellular component (GO): cytoplasm; nucleoplasm
Molecular function (GO): zinc ion binding; ubiquitin protein ligase activity
Source: RefSeq, a predicted model, not a curated record